Messenger RNA from Staurois parvus, 807 nucleotides. The record is from the annotation of a GenBank genome assembly. NCBI's taxonomy places the organism in Eukaryota, Metazoa, Chordata, Amphibia, Anura, Ranidae.
AUGCUGAUGAACACAGUUAUCAUUGCAGUGAUAUGUUUGGACCUCCAUUUGCACACCCCGAUGUAUUUAUUUCUCUGCAGCUUGUCUAUUAUUGAUAUGUGUUAUACAACUGUCACCAUUCCAAAACUCCUCUACAUCUUACUAUCUGGAAAUAAUACAAUGCCAUUUACACAAUGCCUUAUCCAGAUGUAUUUUGUGCUUACAGCGACCAGUGCUGAGAUCACCAUUCUACUUAUAAUGGCGUAUGACCGAUAUGUCGCAAUUUGUCACCCUUUACACUAUCAUCAGAUACUUAAUAAGAAAAUCUGUAUAUUACUUAUAUUAGUCACCUGGAUUGGUGGGAAUAUAAAUUCAUCUUUUAUUACAAAUUCAAUUUUAAAAAUGAUUUUCUGUUCUUCUGUUACCAUUCACCAGUUCUUCUGUGAUGCUAAAGCUCUCAUCAACAUUGCCUGCGGUGGUACUGAAAUGUUUUAUAUCAUCUCCUAUGCAGAGUAUUUAGUAUUUGUGUUCUGUCCAGUUAUGUGCAGCUUGCUGUCCUAUGUACAGAUUAUCAGGGUCAUACAACGUAUUACAUCUAAGGAUGGCAGAAGAAAAGCCUUCUCCACCUGUUCAUCCCACCUCAUUGUUAUGGCCAUCUACUAUGGAUCUGGUGUAUCUGUAUACAUGACACCACCAUCAGACCGCUAUGCCAUACUUGAACAGAUCUUAACCAUGUUCUACUCCACAGUGGUCCCCGUGUUGAACCCUCUCAUAUACAGUCUACGAAACAAAGAAAUUAAUAGUUCUUUGCGAAAACUAGUGUCGUAA